CCUCUCAUUAAGGUUGCUCUUCUUUCCACCCCCUCCAUGACUAUCUAGCCCUCUCUCUCAAAAUCUCCCACACCACCAACAACAGCAACAAGACCUCAAUCUGACCACACAAAAAAUUCACAGAGAAAAGCAGUUGGUUUUGGAAGAGCAAAAUGGCAUCAACCACUGCAGUUACAAUGGCUAUGCCAUUGCCCAAUGCAAGCCAAAAGAGGAUCCAAUCCUCCUCAGAGACCUUCUUCAAGCCACUGCCAGUGAGGCCCUCAAGGGCUUUAACACCAGCAGCAGCAUCAAGAUCAAGUGGGAGACUUGAAGUCAAGGCUUCCCUCAAGGAGAAGGCGGUUACCGGCCUGACCGCAGCCGCGCUCACGGCCUCAAUGGUGAUCCCGGAGGUGGCCGAAGCCGCUUCCGGAGUCUCUCCUUCUCUCAAGAACUUCUUGCUCAGCAUUGCUGCCGGCGGUGUUGUACUGGUCGUGCUCGUCGGUGCCGUAGUUGGCGUGUCCAAUUUCGAUCCUGUCAAGAGAGGCUGAGAAUUCUGAUGCAGACUUACUGUUGAUGAUUUUUCAUCUUAUUGUAUCUGUUAAGCAAUGGUUUAUGUUUCUUUUGUAAUCGUGUAAUAUGUGACUACUCUUCUCCUUCAACUCGUACUUUGGCCGACAACUGUGAAUUAUAUAAGCUUCAUUUUUCAUUGCAA
Prunus mume (Japanese apricot) is the source of this 691-nucleotide messenger RNA. RefSeq names its product photosystem II subunit X (gene PSBX). The record is from RefSeq and is a predicted model, not a curated record. Gene Ontology annotation, biological process: photosynthesis. Gene Ontology annotation, cellular component: photosystem II; membrane. Lineage: Eukaryota; Viridiplantae; Streptophyta; Magnoliopsida; Rosales; Rosaceae.